This is a messenger RNA of Ectocarpus sp. CCAP 1310/34, 3920 nucleotides long. NCBI's taxonomy places the organism in Eukaryota, Phaeophyceae, Ectocarpales, Ectocarpaceae. The record is from the annotation of a GenBank genome assembly.
AUGGUUGCGGCGAUGCUACGGCCUAGCACGCAAUCCAGCAUCGACUACAACGCUCUUCCCUGCUCCCUCGGUCAUGCCGAUUCCAAGACGCUGAACGAGACUGCCAAGCAGAUGGGUAUCAAGGUGACCGGCACUCCGGAGUACUGCGAUGGAUGUGCGGAGUCGAAGGCGAUUCAGCGCUCGGUCCCCAAGGUCAUCUCCCCCUCCCGCCGGACGACGCGGCCUCUUGAGCGUGUCGCGAUGGACCUAGCCGAUCCUGGACCACCAUACCAACUACGGAUGGAUUUGCUUUCUGCGGGAGAAGAGCGGUACAAANGCAAGUACGUGAUGCAGAUCCUGGACCGUCAUACCAACUACGGGUGGAUUUGCUUUCUGCGGGAGAAGAGCGGUAUAAACGUGGUGGCGACCUUUCGUGCGUGGUAUGCCUCCAUCAAAUCGCUCUUGGCUACUCACGGGCGGCUGGGCGUUCUGACCGACAACGGCACCGAGUGGGUCAACUUGGAGUUUCAGGGGCUGCUGGUGGAGCUAAACACUACGCGGGAGCUCACGGCGGUCGACGGACCCAAGAGCAACGGUCGUGUGGAGCGGAGGAUUGCACUAGUGAUGGAGGGGGGCAAGGCUGCGUUUCUGGAGUUCCCGAAGCUUUUCCCCGGAGUUAUGUUCCCGACCAAGGCGCUGUCCUUCCGGGCCAUCUGGCGCGAGGCCUUCGCGUGGAUGAAAGACUCUCUGAACAUCGCAGCGGAGCNAUCUUUGGGGUCGGAAGAGGGGAUGGCCGAAGGCCCCGCGGUGGCGGCCGGAGCGGCAGCAUCGGCGGCAGCUCCAGCGGCGACGGCGGCGAUCUCCGGUGGCAGUGUUCCCCCCGCGGCGGCGGCGGAGGGGGUGGCCGGGGUCCCCGCAGUGGCGGCAGGAGCGGUAGCAUCGGCGGAAACUCCGGCGGCGACGAAGCAGCGGCAGCAUGAGCAUAUGACGGGGCCGGAGAGCAUGGUGGAGAGCGAAGCAGCGCGCAGCACGGUGUUGGCGGAACUUGCGCGAAUGGCGGAAGGGCCUUCGCGGGUGAGCACACCUGCGGCACCUGUUGCCACACCUGCCCCCGCGCACUCGGCGGCGCCGCCACUGGCAUCGGACGGACUGUGGACGGAGCUGGUGCAUGAGGGCGGUACAGGCGGGCGUCGGCAGGGGCAGCGGGAGUUCGUAGCGACCCCGGCAGUGACGAGGUCGCGGGCGAAGCGAGAUGGGUCGGGGCCGGGGAUAUUUGCUCUUCUAGCCACGGAGGACGAGAUCAAGCGGUCCAUCGCCGAGCUUUCUGCACCGGGCAUGGCUGAGCCAGCCCUGCCGACGGGGCUGGUGUGCGACCUGGAGACGCCUGAGACAUACGGGGAGGCGCAAGCGGGGCCACACCACCACAUCUGGACCAACGCCGAACGCAAGGAGUUUUUCGGGCUGAAUGCAGUGGGCACCUUCGAGGAGGUCGGGGCGGAAUAGCAACGAGGGAUGAACGUCAUCUCCGCCAAGUGGGUGUAUUGAUGGAAGGGAUACGAGUUUGGGUAUGCUGUGCGUGCUAAGGCUAGGUUGGUAGCCCGUGGGUUUGCGCAGCGUGAGGGUGUUGACUUCUUUGAGACUUCUCCCCGUGUCUUUCCAUCACGAGCAUUCGAUUGCUAGCCGUCAUUGCCUGUGUGAUAGAUUGGGACUUGUGCCAUUUCGACGCCGAGCAAGCCUUUGUCCAAUCAGAACUGGAUGAGGUUGUGUUCAUUCGUCUUCCCGCUGGAUGUGGUGCGCUUUCCGGUAAGGUCGUACGGUUGAGACGGAGUCUUUACGGUCUGAAGCAGGCGUCCCGCACAUGGCAUCAUCACUUAAUGCGUGGCAUGAAGAAUCUUGGUUUCGAGCCUUGUGCCGCCGAUGCGUGUGUGAUGCGUCUGAUCGAGAGCGGUGUAGUCACCAUGGUGAUUGUGAUCCACGUACUGUAGACGACAUAUUUUCUAUCGGGCGCAAGAGCAGGUGUGACCUCAACCGGUAUGUGCCCAUUUCCAGCCUUGGGGAACUGCGCUGGUAUGCGGGUUGCCGGUUUUCUCGUGACACGGUGUUGGGGACGGUGACUUUUUCGCAGCAGGCUGUAGCGGAGAAGAUCGUUGCCAAGUUCGGUAUGACGACGGACAAAGAGACACCUAUGGUCGUUGGGUUGAAGCUUGAGCAGUACGACGCCGACAAGCCCGAUGUCGACGAGCCUUUCCGGUCGCUGGUGGGACACUUGAUGUGGCUGGCGAAUCAGACUCGCCCGGAUAUUCUCAACGCGGUACGUGCUGUUGCGAGGUAUUCGCACGCGCCGAAGCGACUGCACUGGGAGGCGGCUUUGCUCGUUUUGAUGUAUGUUAGAUUCACGAGCGGGUACGGGAUUACUUUUCAAAGGGGCAAGGUGGGAGGAGACCACAUGGAACUUUUUGUCGAUUCGGACUUCGCCAACAAGGCAACCGACGGGCGGUCUGUUUCUGGGGCACUAGUGAUGUUCGCUGGUGCGAGUGUGAUGUAUCUGUGUAGGACGCAGAAGAGCGUCACCCUGUCUUCGACGGAAGCGGAGUACUUAGCGAUGUCUGCUGGGAUGAAGGACGCUAUUUUUCUGCGGUAUCUGUGGAAAUUUAUCUUUCCGGGCCGUGAUAUGGGGUGCACUCCGGUGUGGGAGGACAACCGUAGGUGCUAUUCACUUGUAACCCGGCUACUACCCCCGACUAGAAGCACAUCGACAUCGGCCACCAUUUCAUCCGUGAGCGUGUGGCGCGGGGGGAAUCAAAGGUAGUCCACGUACUUUCGGACCUGCAACGCGCGGAUUUCUUGACCAAACCGCUGCCCAAGGAGACUUUUUGCGCGCAUAGUGACUUCGUGAUGAAUAUUCGUUCAUGUUGUUCUUUGUGUUUCACUCUUUCAGCGGGGGGGGCUUUCUUGCAUCAUGUGUUUUAGUUGUGACCUGGAACUGGCGCCUUUGAUCUGCUGUUCGAUGUAGAUUUCUGCCUAUGCGAUGGAUGGGAUAGUUCUGCUUGACAAUCAUGGGGGGGGAAGUAUUGUUCCAUGAUGCUAUUUAGUCGCAGGUGGUUUGUUUUGGUUUUGGUUUUUCGGGAUGAAUGCUGCAGCAGGGGGCUGUUGGAUUGAUUGAUUAUUUUGAUUUUGACUUCAUGUUCAGGAUGGAAUGGAUGUUACAGCAGGGGGGCUGCUGGACUGGUUUCUUUGUCAAGGUGUUGGACAUCGGAGAAAGGGUUUGGCAUGUUCUCGUUAUUUGAACUGGUCAUUGAGUUGAAACAUGAAUAUAUAUCUGAGGAAUGCAUUUGUUCUGAGUAGUCAGGACGUGAGACACAUUUUCCCGGAGUUACCCGUCCUCCCCGUUCUGACGCGAUUCUGAUGUGGUGUUGAUCUUUUUGCUGGGUAUUUUUCCAAGGGUGAAUGCUCGUGUCUUGACUGCUUGAGAAUUUGGUAGAGCAUUUUUCUCAAGAGGGUGAUUUUUUUGUUCUUGACAGAAAUUUAAGGGGUAGAAAUUUGACAUCAAAAAGGUUUGAAAACUUUGCAGGACGUGUUCUGUUGGAAGUUCCGGCGAUUUCGUGGGACGUGGGCUAUUGGCAGAGUCGUUUGGAUUGGAAUGGUGGAUGAUAUAUUGCUGGCAUAGGGGUUUUGAUUUUACUGUCUGCCGUUUUACCUGGCAAUGAUAGUCGUUGCGGGGAUUUCGUAGAUCGUAUCUCAUACCGAGCAGGGGGGCUGUUUGGGGUGCUCGGCAGAGUGUACUGUCUACGGGCCCUCCGGAGGAUGCGCGGAUGGUAUGUGUUGAUGGACAUAUUACAUGGCGAUGGUGUUGCCUGCCGCAUGUCUCUCACUCUCCUCUUACUCUCUAGGCAACAAGUUCUUGAGUCAACCUUCUUAUUCUUUCGGCCUCUGACGAGCUA